UACCGGCAUCAGCUGCGGCAGAGAUCGAGAUGGAGGAGGAGGCCACAGAGAGGGCGGCGGUGACGGAGGAGAUGGAGACAGUUGCCAGGCACAAAAGGUUGGCUUGUGUGCAGGAGACGGUGAACGAGGAACCACAGAGGCCGCGCGACGGCGACGAGGAAGAGCUGGAGAUGGUCGCUGAUCUUGCCGAGUGGCGAAUCAAUUGGGUGGCAUGGUCGUCCGACUGCAGAAGCAUCGACGAAAGGACUGAGGUGUUGUCUGAGCCGUUUUCCAUGGAUAUGGGGACAGCGAGUGCGCUACAAAUAUUUUCCGUCAAGGUCAUCGAGCUGAACAUGAGUCGCUGGCCGAUAGAUGUGUUUGGCUUCAUCGCUGUGCGUGAUUCAGUGGAUGGCUACCGCAACUAUAUAUUUGAGCGUACCCGGGACAACUGUCAGACGCUCACUGCACAGGACUCGUCUCUUGUCCUCACUGGUCCAAUCCGUGCAGUCCAAUUGUAUGACCCCAUUACUUUUGAGAUUGAACUACGAGUUAAAGGAACAAGGCCCUCUGAAGAUAAGCCGUUAAGCGCUCAAGUCUUCGAGUAUAACUGCAUCGCUCAGUCCUACAGAGCUGGCUCUCUUCUGAACUACCUGGUGUCAGCUCCACGCAGCACGCUGGAGUUCAAGUAUGCACAUCUCUGUUCGGCAUUGGAGGCCAGAGUUGAAAUCUGGUUUUCAGAAGGGUCAACCAAUUUCAGCGUGAAGUUUUUCGCCCGUACUGCUAGCAUUGAUCAUCAGGACGUCACGUUGAUGGACUCUAAAGGUGCCAGGGUGGCUCUCCAAAAUGAUGGGUUUAUUGAUCUCUCACGCAAUAUUGUUGUCGUUGAAGGACAUAACGGAGAACUGAUCAUUGGUGCUCACUUAAGGCAAGUUGGUGGUGAAGAGGCGGCCAAGAUCUACAGAGAGAUCAGCUUUACCCCGGCAAUAAAUUCUGGUGAAAGUCAUGGUACUAUUGACGUUGGGUUUUGCAAGAUGAAUGUUGUUGUUGCUUGGUCACCGCUUUAGAAGGUGCUAUGCGUUUGCAUUCCUUGGUGACAGCUGUUGUUCUGCAGUAUGACAAUGAUCUAAUGAU
This is a messenger RNA of Lolium rigidum, 1110 nucleotides long. RefSeq lists its product as uncharacterized. Bases 30 to 1043 code for a protein of 337 amino acids. The record is from RefSeq and is a predicted model, not a curated record. Lineage: Eukaryota; Viridiplantae; Streptophyta; Magnoliopsida; Poales; Poaceae. The transcript has 3 exons.